CUCCUCAGUUAAAGAUCUCUGAUGAUCGGCUGACUGUGGUCGGAGAGAAGGGCUACUCCAUGGUACGGGCAUCUCACGGGGUACGGAAAGGUGCCUGGUACUUUGAAAUCACUGUGGAUGAGAUGCCACCAGAUACUGCUGCCAGGCUGGGCUGGUCCCAGCCCUUAGGUAACCUUCAGGCUCCCUUAGGUUAUGAUAAAUUUAGCUAUUCUUGGCGGAGCAAAAAGGGAACUAAGUUCCACCAGUCUAUUGGCAAGCACUACUCAUCUGGCUAUGGGCAGGGGGACGUCCUAGGAUUUUAUAUCAAUCUUCCUGAAGACACAGAGACAGCCAAGUCACUGCCUGAUACUUACAAAGAUAAGGCUUUGAUAAAGUUCAAGAGUUAUUUGUAUUUUGAGGAAAAAGACUUUGUGGAUAAAGCAGAGAAGAGCCUAAAACAGACUCCCCACAGUGAGAUAAUAUUCUAUAAAAAUGGUGUCAGUCAAGGUGUGGCUUACAAAGAUAUUUUUGAGGGAGUUUACUUUCCGGCCAUCUCAUUGUACAAGAGCUGUACGGUUUCCAUCAACUUUGGACCGUCCUUCAAAUACCCUCCGAAGGAUCUCACCUACCACCCUAUGAGUGACAUGGGCUGGGGUGCUGUGGUGGAACACACGCUGGCUGAUGUUUUAUAUCAUGUGGAGACAGAAGUGGAUGGGAGACGCAGUCCCCCCUGGGAGCCUUGACCAGUCCCCGGGCUUCAGACUUGGACUUUCUGUGGAAUAAUAUUGGGGUCUUGGUUUCUGUUUUUUAACUAUCAAAUGUUCUCCCAAAGAUGCUGCAGUAGACAGCCUCUAGGUUCAUCAAGUUAAGAGUCCUGGUAGAACCGGACAGGUUCCCUGCCUUUCCGUAUUCCUUCCCCAUGUCCAGCAACCGCUCUUACCUUGUGUGCCAUAAGACAGCUGCUCACCUUCAAGAUCCCACAAACUCCCUGUGAAACUGGUGCUGUACCACAUGCCUGCCAUCUGGGAAUUGUUACCUUACUGUAUUUUUUAAAGAGAUGAAAGUCUUGUCCAAGCAGAUAGCUUAUUUAAAGACGUCUGCUUCUGUGGCCAUUGACUCCAUCACACCUGAUUUCUUGGAGGUGGUGAACCUGUUUCUGAGAGCAGCUGAUAGCAGUGGUAGUGCAUUCCAAACCCGUCUAAUAAAGCUGUUUGCUUUUGAGGUGGAGCUUGGGGAAUCUCUGAAGCUAGUAAGUCUCUAAGAAUUGUAAUUGUGAAGGAAACGUGUCUGCAGCUGUAACAGAAUUAGAACUCUUCUACCAUAAAACUUCUUUUCCAG
Nannospalax galili (Upper Galilee mountains blind mole rat) is the source of this 1317-nucleotide messenger RNA. It is a transcript of the gene Ash2l, whose product is annotated as ASH2 like, histone lysine methyltransferase complex subunit. The record is from RefSeq and is a predicted model, not a curated record. NCBI's taxonomy places the organism in Eukaryota, Metazoa, Chordata, Mammalia, Rodentia, Spalacidae. Gene Ontology annotation, cellular component: Set1C/COMPASS complex. Gene Ontology annotation, molecular function: transcription cis-regulatory region binding; protein binding.